Molecule: messenger RNA, 2839 nt
Organism: Platichthys flesus (European flounder)
Lineage: Eukaryota; Metazoa; Chordata; Actinopteri; Pleuronectiformes; Pleuronectidae
Gene: vsig10
Product: V-set and immunoglobulin domain containing 10
Exons: 9
Coding region: 387-1997 (536 amino acids)
Biological process (GO): cell-cell adhesion
Cellular component (GO): cell-cell junction
Molecular function (GO): cell adhesion molecule binding
Source: RefSeq, a predicted model, not a curated record
GUUAAGGUAAACAAAGCGACUCCAUCAGAUGGUGGUUAGAGACCGAGGUGACGGUGUGUCAGGGACAGUCAGACAGGUGGAGGAAAGAGGUCGAGGAGACAGGCAGGUGAAGCAGUCAGACAGGUGGAGGAGACAGGUGGACAGUCAAGAGAGGUAGAGGGGGCGGAGACAGACAGAGAGGUGAAGGUGCAUGAGACAGUCAGACAGGUGGAUGUGGAGGAGACGGACAGGUGGUCAGUCAGUCAGACAGGUGGAGGAGACAGGUAUACAGCCAGAGAGGUAGAGAAGACAGGUGGACAGGGUGAGGAGACAGACAGGUGGAAGUGAAGCAGACAGUCCGAGAGGUAGAGGGGUGGAGACGGACAGGUGGAGGUGGAGGAGACAUCAUGGAGACGGUGGGGACAUUAGUGCUUCUCCUCCUGUGUUUAUCUGCCUCAGCAGUUUCAGGGAGCGGCUCCAACGACACGGUGCUGACUGCCGCACCGGGAUCGAACAUCACCCUACCGCCGUGCCACUUGGUCAGUAAUCUGACCCAGGUGACACUUAUGUGGAGCAAAGUCAACGGAGAUGGCGGGAGUUCACCGGUUCCUUCUACCGAGCGCAUCAAGGUCCUGUACGGCCACCAGCUGCAGAUCCAGGGGGUGACACCAGGAGAUGGUGGCAUCUACCAGUGCAUCUGGCCCUCACGCCCCCUCCCUGCGCCUAACAGCACUGUCUUCUCAAGUUACCGGCUUCUAGUCACCAGUGGUCCAGAGAACGUGUCCCUGUCCAUCGGGCGGGCCACCCCCCUGUCCAACGGGACGCUCAUCGUCUAUCGGGACUCCAGCGUCUCCUUCAACUGCUCCGGCUCCUCCUUCCCGUCCCAGCACCUGAGCCUGACCUUCACAGGAGGCUCGUCCAGCAACGUGUCGCUGGCCUCGGGCUCCGGCUCCUGGCUGAGCUACACGAUAGAAAACAUCCAGCCCAGCAACCAGGGGCUGUACAGCUGCUGGGCCCACAACAACGUGUCCGAUCGGACGGUUCAGAAGAACCAUCAGCUGCUGGUUUACUACGCUCCGGACAGACACCCCGACUGCAGUUGGGCGCCAGCAGCCGACGCCUCUCACGCCCUUUUCAACUGCAGCUGGUUUGGAGCGUACCCCACCCCGACGCUGCGCUGGGUAGAAGACCAGGGCGACCAGGGCGCCCACUGGAAAGGACACGUCUUCGUGACGGCGUCGAGGGACAGUCUGUCUCUGAGCCUGAACCGCUCUCUGCUGUCGGAGGGGCAGACUCUGAGGUGCAUGGCCAAGGGCUUUGACCCAUCAGGGAAGGAGAAGUCCUGCUCGCUCACCCUCAAGCCUCCGUACCCUAGAGGCGAGCCACUGGUCACGGCCCUGGAGGGGACCAGCGUCACGUUGACCUGCACCGAGGACGCCUCCAUCCCCCCGGCGAACACCACGUGGAGGAAGGGGCUCCAGCAGGACGCCAUCACGCCCGGGUGGAAGUACGCCCUGAGCCAGGACGGCCCCGCCUUCAAGCUGACCAUACACAACCUCACCAAAGAGGACGAGGGCGUGUUCUUCUGCCGCAGCGAGAACCCGCUCAACCUCCGUGAGCUGGAGGUCGUCCUCACCGUGAGAGCCCCCUCCGCUUUCACAGGAGCCAUCGUCGGCAUCAUUAUCGCCGCCCUGGUCGGGGGACUGACCUUCAUCGUGGCCAGAUCGCUGUACUCCUGCCGACACCGUAUUUGCUUGGGAGGAGAGUUUGGGCAAACGGAGGACGACCGGAGAGAAGUGAUGUCUCUGGUGGACUCGGACGACGACGAGCAGAUCUUCCAGGACGCCGUUCCCCGGCUGCCUCCGCUAACCAACGGCAAUCACAUGACGCUCGCCCAGAUCCACCAGAUCCCAUCAGGCGAUCACGAGGACGUGGACCCUGGGGACACCAGCUCUCAGCAGCAGGAGCACACCGAACAGACGGAACAGCCUGUGGAUCCUGUCACUUAUAUAUUUUAGGUGUUUUUAGAUCAAAGUUUCUAUUUUUUAGGCAAAAAAACGAUGUACUGAGAAUGUGAAUGUGAAAAACUCUGGUGGAAGACUUUUGUACAAAAAUAUUUCUUUUAAUUUGUCAUAUUGUAAAUAGUGUUACGUGCAGUGCGGUCAGGGUCAAAGGGUCAAAGGUUCAAAGGGCCUGUCUCUCUCUGUCAAGGUGCUGAUGAGGAUAAGGAGUUAAUGGUUCAGCUCAUUGCCCGCCCCCCCCCCAUUCCCCAUCAGCCUAUCACAGCCCAGGGCUCCUGAAUAAAGGGGGCCCAUCCCUCAGAGUCUCUUUUUGACCUGGUCUCAGAUCAGCUGCCACACAAGCUGUUUGGCUUUUUGCUGUUUUCUAUUGCAACUAUCUGUAAGGUUUGUGGGGGGGGGGGGGGUUUGGACAUUAGUGAAGUCAGGGCACCUUUUAUACUUUUGCACACACAGAGACCCACAUGUCUAGACACACAAGGAUUGUAUGUUGGUGUCACACGUGGACUUUGCAGAGCUGCUGCUUCCUAAGAUAAGUCAGUUUGACAUUUUAGUUUAAUAACAGACAAUAGAUUUUUUGUUAUAUUCAUAUCCGUUUCCUUGACACCAGCCACCUUUUCCCUCACCUCCCCCACAUUUGUAAAAACCUGUUGUCUGACCACACACUUGUUAAUACACACCUUUGUCACUCACACUUUUUUAACUGUGUCAAUAACAAUGGUUUGUCCCGUGAGCGUCAACAACAGUUUUUAAAAUGUGUACGUUUUUAUUCCUGUGGUUGUGUUUUUGUACAGCGUUUUGAACAUGAUACUGAGAUCAAUGUAGUAAAUUAAGUUGUUUAA